Nymphalis io (European peacock) is the source of this 1833-nucleotide messenger RNA. RefSeq names its product coiled-coil domain-containing protein 13. The transcript has 4 exons. Bases 1 to 1833 code for a protein of 610 amino acids. The record is from RefSeq and is a predicted model, not a curated record. Gene Ontology annotation, cellular component: centriolar satellite. Gene Ontology annotation, biological process: non-motile cilium assembly; cytoplasmic microtubule organization. Lineage: Eukaryota; Metazoa; Arthropoda; Insecta; Lepidoptera; Nymphalidae.
AUGGAUAGCAAAAAAGUAUCUUCAAAUAUAAAAAUUAGAUCUAAAGGCAAUGUAAAAGACGAAAAGUUAACUGAAAUGGGAGCGAAAAUCGAUGAGACGGAUGAAAUGAAACUAAAAAUGUUAGCUGCACUUGAUAAACCAGACGAAGAUGAUAUUUUAUAUCCUCCAGAACUAAAUGCACAUUUAAUUGAACAGCUUAAGAUUACGACGGGUGAAAAUAACGAACUACGUAAAUGUAUAUUUAUGAAAGACGAAGAGAUGAAAGAACUGAAUAAAACUAUAUUGGACCUUAAGCAACGAAUACGUGACAUCAUAUCUAGUACUGGACCAGCAAUUUCAUCAAAAUCUGCUGGAAUAAUAAGUGCUAAAAUAACAGAGCUCUGCAAGCAGAACCGACAUUUAGUAGCUGAAGUUGAAAGUUAUAAAACGAAAAAUGCUGCGCUCGAAAGAAAAAUAAUGCAACUCGAUAUUAUCAAUAAAGAGAAUGAAAAAUUAGAAGCUUGCCUUUGCAAGGAAGAAACAAUCGAUGUUAAUUCGGACGAAUUGAAAGAAUUAAACAAUAAGCUUACUGUAGUCAAUAAAAGACUGUACGAAAGCAAAAAUAGAAAUCUUGAAUUAAAGAAUGAUAUAUUAAUAGCAACGAAAAUACUGCAACAAGAGCUUGGCGAUAAAUUUACGAGUAUAAAAGAAUUGCAAAAUGAUUUAGCCGGUUGGAAGGGUAGAGCACAGCAGAUUGUUUUAUUACAAGCAAAAAAUAUGGAACUAGAAGAAAAACUCAACGGUAAGAAUAAAGACACGACAGAAUCAAAGAGAAAGGAUCAAGCUCAAAUUAUUCGGGAAUUAGAAAUGAAAAGGAAAAAAGAUAUAGACCAAGCCAUGAAAGAUUUAAAUAUGCUUAGAAAAGAAAACCAAGAAUUAAAAAAGAAAUUGGAUGGAGCAAGAUGUCGAAUAAGAAAUUUAGAGUGUGAUUCGACAACUGUAAGGCAAAAAAUGCAAACUUUUGUUGAGAAAAGUAACCAUGAUGAUCUUCUUAUAACAGAGCAAAGAAAUCAAAUAAAAAAUUUGGAAAUUUACUACCAAGAAAUUCUGAAAGAGAAUACAUCAAAGAUAACAAAGAUGAAUAACGAAAUUGGAGAGUAUCAAAAAUUAAUCAGAAAUACGGAUGCGAAAAUUGACGCUCUUCGACAACAAGCAUCAGAAAAGGCGACAAAAAUUGAGGAAUUGAGAGCUCAGUUAUUAAGAUAUGAGGAAUGUUCAUUACAAAGUGUUUUCUUUACUCCGAUGAAAACAGCGACAGACAAUGAAAUAAAAAAGUUAUCGGAUUUAAUUGUGACGCUAAACGAGAGGUUAGAUUGUGAACGUCACAAAUGGGAAGAAUUGGAUAUAGCGCAUAGAAAGCUGAAAGAGAAGAAGAAAAAGUUAGAAAGGAAAGUGAUAUCUUUGGAGGAAGAACUGAAGGCUUUGAAAGAAGGUUCUAGAAGAGGAUCAAGAACAUCUAAGAUAUUAUUGACUAAAGAACAGCAAUACGAUGUAACAUUUGGAACAACAUCCUUAACGAAGAAGCCAUCAUCAAUCGUAGUAUUCAACAAGCCGAGUGAGACAAUUUCAUCAGAAACUCCAACAGGAUAUGAAGCUUUAGAAAAAGAUGAAUUAAAGUACAAAUUAGAAUUGGCGGAAGAAAAACUUAAAAUAAUGGAAGACAAACUUAAAAUGAUUGAAGAAGAAAAACAAGAUGACUAUAAAAAUCUAACAGAAAUGAUACAAACUUCAAAACAACUGUUUAACGAAGCGUUGUCAGUUUUAAAACGUGACAAGUGUCAAUGUGAGCAAUAA